Messenger RNA from Cylas formicarius (sweet potato weevil), 1265 nucleotides. RefSeq lists its product as uncharacterized. The transcript is spliced from 4 exons. Gene Ontology annotation, cellular component: membrane. Gene Ontology annotation, molecular function: G protein-coupled peptide receptor activity. Lineage: Eukaryota; Metazoa; Arthropoda; Insecta; Coleoptera; Brentidae. Bases 132 to 1223 code for a protein of 363 amino acids. The record is from RefSeq and is a predicted model, not a curated record. Gene Ontology annotation, biological process: neuropeptide signaling pathway.
UCUCGUUGGGAAACUCUCGCGCAUUCAUCGGUCAUUCCCGGCAGUUUCCCGCUCAUUUUCGAACAAAUUCGAAAAUGCCAGUGAUCAAUUUUAAAAAAUACAAAUAACCGCAGUAUAAUCAAAAUAAAAUAAUGCCUCUUGCGCAAAUUAUAAUAAGCAUUUAUAUAUUUAUAACAUGCGUUGGUAUUUUUGGAAAUUUGGCGUUUGGUUACAAAUUGUGUACCAGCAGGGUACCACGGAACCCACUUUUAGUGGGACUUAUGGUUUCGGAUUUGUCCGUUUGUGCUGUAAGCUGUCCGGUUAAAACCUAUCGUUAUCUUUAUAGAUCCCCUACGUCAACAUUGACGAACGUCAUUUUCCUCGACUUCUUUGAGUCUCUUCCCGUAUCAUCAGCCACUCUAUCGAUGAUGUGCGUUGCGAUGGAUCGAUACUGCGUGGUGAAAAAAUUCCAGCCUAUUAACCGUAGGAUAACAAGGAAGAAAACUCUUCCUUACAUCGUGGCACUGAUAUGGAUCGUUGCUUCUUUCGUCGUCCUCUCCGAAGCAGUUAGUAUUCACAAGUCGUUUUCCUGUUACACCAUGGUGUUGCUUGUCAAAUUGGUGUUAAUCAACAUCCUACCUACCCUAACCGUACUCGUCAGCCAUAUAAUCCUGCAUUCCAACUUGACGGCGGUGUCACUCACAGCCCGCGCCAGACAUGGCGAACUUCCUCUUCCGAUGCCAAUUCUUCAAACCAAGAAGCUAGAAAAUCAAAAGUCACAUGUGAUUAUCGUGACCGGAGUAUCCUCCAAAGACGAAAUGGAAGCGACAGAUGCAACAGCAGUACCCGAGGGUACAGCAUUGAAAACAUUGAAGAAUAGAAAACGUCUGGGGUAUUUUAUGCUGUUGAUGGCGAUGUUUUUCUUUUUUCUCUGGAUGCCCGAUACUAUAUGCGAACUUAUCGAUUUAAUAUCUGAAGAUGGAGUCAGCCCUGGUUUGCUACAGUUUGCCCAGAGUUUCGGAUUACUGCAUUCUGGCAUUAGCCCAUUUCUUUCAUUGGCCAGCAUGGACCGCAACUGGACAAAAGGAGUGUUUUCGAUGUGCAAGCAGCUACACAUUUUAAAGGAACAUAAAUCCCCUUCCUCGACGAACGAAGACGCAUUAGGGCCGUUCAACCCCAAAUUUGUCAAACCUAACGUCAAAGUACAAUACAACAGACGAUCUUCAUCUGUCUUUAUCUACUAACUCUGUGAUCUAGCUUGUUUAAUUUUUCUAUAAAUAAAGCUA